UCCAAACUGAAUUGCAGCCAUGGAAAUUGAAAGCAUAACUUCUUUACUUACUAAUACCAAAAGACUAAUAAAAUUAAUAGGUCACAGCAAAACAUGGCUAUGAAUUUAAGAGCAAUUACUUGUGUUUACCAAAACCCUUCUUCUCGUUCUUCUACUCCACCAAUUCCAAUAGCAUCUCCCAUACCAAAACACACUCACCAACUCAUAAAGCUCCAUUCUUCUUCUUCUUCUUCCUCAUUUAGAGCACUUGCUCGCUCAUCUCAAGGAUCUGAAACUGAAACUGAAACUACUGAGCAGGAACCACCUCCUACUUCCUUUUCAGGUCCUUUGACCUCUGCUCGUUCACAGCUUGAUCUUCUGGAGCAGCUUACCUCCACUACCAGCCCAUCAGCUAAUGGUUAUGAGAGUGAUGGUAGGUCUGGGAAGCCGAGCAUUCGUGAUCAACUUGCUGAGCUUGUUAGAGACAGAGAUGGUGAUUUCAGCAUACCAUUGGGUAAGAAUUUGAAGAAAGUGAGUGCCAAGUUCUUGACCAUCUCACAGAAGAGAAAUAUCAAAAGACAAACUUACAUGAAUGAAGUUUCUCAAAGGAAUGAUUCUGUUUUCUUUGCCACCAUUGGUGCCUUUGUAAUCCUUCCCCCUAUUCUGAUAUUGGGUAUUGCCAUUGCAACUGGUUAUGUGCAACUUUUUCCUUAAUUGACUCAUAUUGUAUUGUAUAAAUUUAUAUAUAUAUAUAUUAUGUGUAUAUAAGGAUAAGAAUUUUAGGUU
Molecule: messenger RNA, 765 nt
Organism: Humulus lupulus (European hop)
Lineage: Eukaryota; Viridiplantae; Streptophyta; Magnoliopsida; Rosales; Cannabaceae
Exons: 3
Coding region: 94-693 (199 amino acids)
Cellular component (GO): chloroplast
Source: RefSeq, a predicted model, not a curated record